Tachysurus fulvidraco (yellow catfish) is the source of this 1005-nucleotide messenger RNA. It is a transcript of the gene or55e1, whose product is annotated as odorant receptor, family 55, subfamily E, member 1. The transcript has a single exon. The record is from RefSeq and is a predicted model, not a curated record. Gene Ontology annotation, molecular function: olfactory receptor activity; G protein-coupled receptor activity. Gene Ontology annotation, cellular component: membrane. The coding region runs from base 22 to 1005 and encodes 327 amino acids. Lineage: Eukaryota; Metazoa; Chordata; Actinopteri; Siluriformes; Bagridae. Gene Ontology annotation, biological process: G protein-coupled receptor signaling pathway.
UUUCAUCUUAUUUACAGUGCCAUGACUGAGAAUUUCCAAGGAGCAAACUUUACACACACAAACUUUAUUUUUGUUGGAUUCCCAGAGACUUUUAAAUACAGACACGUGCUUUUCCUGCCAUUUCUUCUCAGUUACCUUUUAGUUCUUGUUGGAAAUACGUUAAUACUUUUUGUAAUCAAAAACACAAAUACACUUCACAGUCCAAUGUAUUUACUUGUGUCUGCCUUAGCAGUGGUUGACAUCAUUGUACCUACUGCCAUUGUUCCUGUAAUGCUUUUGAGCUUUCUCUUUGACCUAAAUGAAAUAACUUUGGUUGGAUGUUUAACACAAAUGUUUUUCAUUCAUUUCUUUUCCUCAGUAGAGUCUACUAUACUUCUAGCAAUGGCUCUGGAUCGUUAUGUAGCAAUCUGUAAUCCACUUCGUUACACAACAAUUAUGAACUCCUCUAUGUUUGUAAAACUGCUUAUUUUUACUUUAAUCAGGAGUGGAACAAUGAUGUGCACGUUGAUUGGUUUGGCUGCAUCUUUGUCUUUUUGUGGGUCAAAUAUUAUCCACCAUUGUUACUGUGACCACAUGGCUCUUGUCAGCCUAGCCUGUAGUUCUACUGCCAGAAAUGCUGCAGUUGGGAUUGCUGUGAUUGUUUGUUUUGUUGGAAUUGAUAUAUCUGUGAUUUUUGUCUCUUAUGUGAAAAUCCUGUUUGUAGUGCUAAGGGCUGCUGCAGGAGAGCAAAGAUCAAAAGCAAUUCAUACUUGUAGUAAUCACUUAAUUGUCAUGAUGUGUUUUUAUUUCAUAGGAAGUGUUACUUUUCUCUCAAGAAAUCUUCAAAUUCCAAUUCCAGUUGAUGUUAAUACCUUUCUGGGAGUCACAUAUAUUCUGUUUCCUGCUUGUAUAAAUCCAAUUAUCUAUGGUGUCCGAACCAAAGAGAUAAAGAUUGCACUGAUCAAAAUAUUCAAAUUGCAUGUAAAUAGAAUUUUCACUGUAAAGGUUUCAACUGUCAAGUUAUGA